CCCCCCUUAUCCCUCUGGUUCUUAAUUCUUGCGGUAAAACCCUCUCGUCUCUCUCCAUAGUCUGAACCCUGCAACUACAGUAUCUGCUUUCCAUGGCAUUUUAUCUCCUCUCUCUCCCUGAUUGUCUCUUUCCUUUUCCAACUUCCCCUACUCUCUCUCUUAAGAAAUCCCAUUGUCUCCCCUCGAAGCCUCUUCUCUUCCUCCCUUCUCCCUCUUCCAAACGUUAUCGUCUACCGGCCAUCGGGCCCGAUGGGAAGUACUACCCGAAUCCGUCCGAAGACGACCCGCCCGAAGCCCCUGAGGACUCAAUGCACGGCGUCUCGAAGUUCGAGCAAAUCCACCGCCGAGCAGCCCGGGCACGCAAGCUACAAGAAGAUGACUUCCGGAAGCAUCAGUCUACGUACCUCUCCGCCAUUGCUGACGUAGAGGAGCCGCCAGCAGAAGGCGCCGUGGAUCCUGGAGACGAUUUGUUUGGUGAAAUUGACAGAGCCAUUUCCAUGAAGCGAAGCGAGCUUAUCAAACAAGGUUUGUUACGGCCGAACCCUAAAAAGUCGAUACAAAAAGAUGAGGACGAAACGGAUGUUGAGGAUACUGAUGAGCUAGAGGAAGAAGAGGUUGUUGACUUGGAGGAGAUUGAGGAACUGCAAGGCCUCACCGUUAUCUCUGAGGAUGAAGAAGAAACGGAGGGCCGUAAAUAUGUUGACAAGAAGAAGGAAAGCGGUGGUGGGUCGAUGUUGGAUUCAGCUUUCGAUUUGGAUUUCGAUAGUUUUGAGAAAACCAAGGCGAGAAUUGUGGAGCCGAAGUUCAAGAUGAGCCUGGCGGAGUUGCUGGACGAGAGUAAAGUGGUGCCAGUUUCUGUUUACGGGGAUUUGGAGGUUGAGAUUUCGGGCAUACAGCAUGAUUCGAGGGUGGUGAGUUCUGGGGAUCUAUUUGUGUGCUGUGUUGGAAGAAAAACUGAUGGUCAUUUGUACUUGAGUGAAGCUGAUAAGAGAGGAGCUGUUGCUGUGGUAGCCAGUAAGGAGAUUGACAUAGAGGAGACUUUGGGGUGUAAGGCACUCGUCAUGGUGGAGGAUACUAACGCUGUUUUACCUGCAUUGGCUGGUUCAUUUUACAGGCACCCGUCAAAAAAUAUGGCAGUGAUUGGGAUUACAGGGACCAAUGGGAAGACGACCACUGCAUUUUUAAUAAAAGGCAUGUACGAGGCAAUGGGGUUGAGAACUGGGAUGUUGAGUUCUGUUGCUUAUUACGUGCAUGGAGAUAACAAGUUGGAGUCACCAAAUACGACCCCUGAUUCUGUUUUGGUGCAGAAUUUAAUGGCCAAGAUGCUCCAUAAUGGGACUGACGCUGUUGUCAUGGAAGCAUCUUCUCAUGGACUGGCUUUAGGGAGGUGCAAUGAGGUUGAUUUUGAUAUCGCUGUCUUCACCAAUUUGACAAGGGAUCAUUUAGAUUUUCAUGGAACUGAAGAGGAGUACAGGGAUGCCAAAGCUAAGUUGUUCUCGAGGAUGGUUGAUCCCGAAAGGCAUAGGAAGGUUGUUAACAUUGAUGAUCCCAAUGCAUCAUUCUUUAUUGGGCAGGGGAGCCUUGAUGUGCCUGUUGUGACCUUUGCAAUGGAGAAUAAAAGUGCAGAUGUUCAUCCUUUGAAGUUUGAGCUCUCCUUGUUUGAGACACAGGUUUUGGUUAAUACCCCACAUGGUAUACUGGAGAUAUCAUCGGGUUUGCUUGGAAGACAUAAUAUCUACAACAUUCUUGCAGCCGUGGCAGUCGGGAUUGCAGUUGGGGCACCAUUGGAGGAUAUUGUUAGAGGGAUUGAAGAGGUAGAUGCUGUUCCAGGUCGAUGCGAGUUAAUAGAUGAAGAACAGGCAUUUGGCGUCAUAGUGGAUUAUGCCCAUACUCCUGAUGCCCUCUCUAGACUGCUUGAUUCUGUGAGGGAGCUUGGACCAAGAAGGAUAAUCACUGUUUUUGGUUGUCCUGGUGAAAGUGACAGAGGGAAAAGACCAAUGAUGACAAAAAUUGCUACAGAUAAAAGUGAUGUGACAAUCUUGACGUCUGACAAUCCGAAGCAUGAAGAUCCUUUGGACAUUUUGGAUGAUAUGCUGGCUGGCAUAGGAUGGACAAUGCAGGAUUAUUUGAAAUAUGGGGAGAACGAUUACUAUCCACCUCUUCCAAAUGGUCAUCGACUUUUUCUGCAUGACAUUAGGCGUGUAGCUGUACGUUGUGCUGUUGCUAUGGGUGAAGAAGGAGAUAUGGUUGUGGUUGCUGGCAAAGGCCAUGAAACAUAUAUGAUUGAAGGUGAUAAAAAAGAGUUUUAUGAUGAUCGGGAGGAAUGCCGGGAAGCAUUGCAAUAUGUUGAUGAGCUUCACCAGGCAGGAAUAGACACAAGUGAAUUUCCCUGGCGGUAAGUUAUUUUGAUGCUCC
Carica papaya (papaya) is the source of this 2415-nucleotide messenger RNA. The record is from RefSeq and is a predicted model, not a curated record. Lineage: Eukaryota; Viridiplantae; Streptophyta; Magnoliopsida; Brassicales; Caricaceae.